This is a messenger RNA of Spodoptera exigua (beet armyworm), 929 nucleotides long. The record is from the annotation of a GenBank genome assembly. NCBI's taxonomy places the organism in Eukaryota, Metazoa, Arthropoda, Insecta, Lepidoptera, Noctuidae.
ACAGUUUUCAUGAAAAUAUUAUUUAGGUAUUUCAUGUUUUUAUAAAAGUUAUAUGAUAUAUCGUCCAUGAUUUCAUGAAAUCAAAAGUGCCUGUCGCUAUUGAGUUUUAUCUUGUAUACUUACGAACGGUUGGAGUGAAAACGAUCACUGUCAAAAAUGCCGAAGAAAUUCGCUGGUGAAAAUAGCAAAGCUGUCGCUGCACGGCAACGAAAGGAAAAUGAAAAACAAGAGAAGGAACAAAAGAUGAAAAAAAUGAUGGAAGAUGCGGAAUGGGAGGAUAACGAUGAGAAACUUAAGAAGAAACAACAGAAAAAGGAGGAACAAGAGAAGAAACGUUUAGAACAGCUACAGAAAAAAGCAGAAGCAAAGGCUCUGUUGGAGAAAGAGAUGCAAUCCAUCAAGGCAGCUCCAAAGGCUGUUCCUCCACCUCCCAAGAUCACAAGAGCACAGAUUGAAAGGAUGAAAGAGAAAACUAUCAAGGCAGAGCCUGUUAAACCAGUGCCAUCAAAAGUAGUUGUGGAAGAGCCUCCACUUGAGGAGAAUCUCAACAGGAUCCAUUUGGAUGGAGAAGUGGCCCAGACCGUUGAUGAAGCUAUUUCUAUACUUGGGGAAAAGUCAGAUACUGAUAGGCAUCCCGAAAAACGUCUUAAGGCUGCAUACACAGCAUUUGAAGAAGCUAACUUACCAAUCCUAAAGGCUGAGAACCCAACACUGAGACUGUCUCAACUCAAACAGAUGCUGAGGAAAGAAUGGCUCAAGUCACCCCAGAACCCAUUAAACAUGAAAGUGUGAAAUAGUGACUAUAAAGGAUCACCUGUUCAUUGUCAAUAAUUAUUUGCUCUACAAAUGAUUGAUGGCAUAGUAUGAAAAUAUAGUUCAAGUUCUUGAUUUUGCUUCAGUAGUACAACUCUGCAUAGGUAAACAUUUUC